GAAUCAGUGUGGAAAGAUGAAGCUUCUACUCAGCAGUCUGCUACUCUCCUCUCUCUGUGCCCUCUCAUCUUGGAGUGUUUCUUCAGGCACACUUGUUGUUACCCAGAGUCCUGAUGUCUCUGUCAUGGAGGGGGAGAGAGUGAACAUCACCUGCUGCUGGACAGGGGGGUUUGAAAGAAUGAGAAUUAGUUGGCUGAAAAAUCAAACAGAAAUAAAGACGGAGACAUUUGAGUCGAAGAAUUACUCUCAAGGAUCUCUGAGAAAGGAGACAUCUGGCUGCUCAGACUUGAUCUUUACUAAUAUCAAAAGAGAGGAUGCAGGGAGAUACACCUGCAGGAUGACUGUGGAGAUACCACUUUUAGAAGUGGCUGAAGGAAAUGGCACUUACAUCACAGUUACAGACAGAGACAGAUCAAAGAUCAACCCAGCAGCAGGUUCUCACAGCAAUCUUCCACCAUAUCCCGUGAUAAUUUCCCUGGCUGUAGUGGGCCCGUUGCUCAUCAUCACUCUCGUGUAUUUCUGCAUUCUGCGAAAGAGACAUGGUUCAUCACAAGCAGCCAGGGUGAUCUAUGAGGUUCCCCAUAUUGACUCUGAGGAGGCAGACAUGGACAAACACAGCACCAGCUCCUCCAGAGGCUCUUCUCAGUGGUGUCAGGUACCAGUGUAUGAAUCCGUCGAUUACUUUGAACGUGUGGAGACCAAAGAAUGUGGAUGAGGGUUUGCUCAGUACACAGUAUUUUCCUUCCCUGCUUUUCUGCAUGUACUGUACAUAUUGUACAUUCACUUACUGACCUUUACCUGAACUAUGUAAAUGCUUUUAUGGGUGUAAAUAUUUUGUAUUUUUCUAUAAACUAAGUCUAAUCCA
Molecule: messenger RNA, 865 nt
Organism: Micropterus dolomieu (smallmouth bass)
Lineage: Eukaryota; Metazoa; Chordata; Actinopteri; Centrarchiformes; Centrarchidae
Product: leucine-rich repeats and immunoglobulin-like domains protein 1
Exons: 5
Coding region: 17-715 (232 amino acids)
Biological process (GO): B cell receptor signaling pathway; B cell differentiation
Cellular component (GO): external side of plasma membrane; B cell receptor complex
Source: RefSeq, a predicted model, not a curated record